This is a messenger RNA of Rhagoletis pomonella (apple maggot), 1019 nucleotides long. RefSeq names its product JNK-interacting protein 1-like. The transcript is spliced from 2 exons. The record is from RefSeq and is a predicted model, not a curated record. NCBI's taxonomy places the organism in Eukaryota, Metazoa, Arthropoda, Insecta, Diptera, Tephritidae. Bases 441 to 1019 code for a protein of 192 amino acids.
GCGCUCACCGUCUCUGCCAUGGACAUUUUCUGCGACGACCCAACCGAAGUGGCAGCCAAAUCAGCCGAGCGACAAGCCAACAAAAGCGAAAAGGAAAUUAUCGAUCGAAGAGUGAAAAAGUCAUUCGACGCCUGAUUUGCUUUGGCAAAGAGGGCACACAAAUCGCUUUUUCGCAAAAAUUUUAGUUACAGUUUGCAAAUAAAUUGGAUUGCAGUAAUUGAAAGUUUAAGGAUAUUUGAAUAUACAACGAUACGCGUUGCCUAAUACGGUUGUGCUGUGUGGUGUACUUAUUCCGUGGGUGUUGCAAAUUGUUGGUGAAAAAUAUUUUUUUUUGAAGUACUUCAGCUGGCAUACAUACAACAGUGGCUUAGCACGCACACACAGACACACACUAAAAUCUCCAGUCACAACCAGCAUCGAGCAGUCACUUUCGAAGCACAAUGGCUGACAGCGAAUUUGAAGAAUUCCACAGGCCCAUCUUUGAGCCACAUCAAAUUCAGACGUACAUAAGCUCUGGCCAAAAGAAAAAUAAUGCACACACAUUCUACUCCCUCAUUCCCAAUGAUGAUCUCGAGGAUUCGCCAUCUUCGAAAAGUGAUUCUUCCGAUCAGGAAGAUGCUGGCGGUGGAGAACUCUGCUGCGAAUCGUCGACGAAGCUUCAACGUCAGGUGGAGGAUGAUGAAAUUGGCGAUGGUCUCAAAAUUGUAUCACUCUCUUCUGAUGGAUCGCUGGACACAAAUGACUCCUUCAAUUCACAUCGCCAUCAUCCAUUAAACCAUCAGGAUGCAAUCGGUGGUCUAGUUGGCGUUGGUAUUGGUACUGGCACUGGCGGUGGCACUAUUAUUGGAAAUAGUACAACUGGCAGUGAUGGCACUGUGGGUCAUCAAUUAUUGCUCUCGCCCAAUACAGCUGCUGCUAUUGGUGCAACUCAGCUGCAACAACGACGUAGACGAAAAUUACCGGAAAUACCCAAAAAUAAGAAAUGUAAGUUGCUAGCGAUUUGUGUAAUUCGUAAAUGA